Podarcis muralis (Common wall lizard) is the source of this 981-nucleotide messenger RNA. Its product is annotated as olfactory receptor 5P50-like. Gene Ontology annotation, biological process: G protein-coupled receptor signaling pathway. Gene Ontology annotation, cellular component: membrane. The record is from RefSeq and is a predicted model, not a curated record. Gene Ontology annotation, molecular function: G protein-coupled receptor activity; olfactory receptor activity. Lineage: Eukaryota; Metazoa; Chordata; Lepidosauria; Squamata; Lacertidae.
AUGCAGAAACCAGAGGAGAGAAAUGAAACCAUCAUUACAGAAUUCACCCUUCAUGGCUUUGGAGACCUACGUGAUCUGCAAAUUCCUCUCUUUGUGGUGUUUCUAGUUAUUUACAUCAUGACUAUAGUUGGGAACCUGAUCAUUGUUGUUCUAGUUGUGAGAGUUCAGCACCUCCAUACCCCCAUGUAUUUCUUCUUGGGCAAUUUGUCUUGCUUGGAGAUUUGUUACAGCUCAACCAUCCUCCCUAGAAUGCUGGCCAGUUUCUUAACUCAGAACCAAGCUGUGUCUAUUUAUAGCUGUUUUCUUCAGUUAUGGGCUUUUGCGGUUUUUGCGGCUGUAGAAUGCUAUCUCCUGGCAGCAAUGUCUUAUGAUCGCUACUUGGCAAUUUGCCGACCCCUGUACUACUCCACACUUAUGAAUCUCAAGAUUUGCCUUCGGCUUGUUGCUGGAUCUUGGAUUGGCAGCUUUGUGAUAAACACAGCCUCAUUUCUCUUUAUAUCACAGUUAUCCUUUUGUGGCCACAAUGUCAUCGAGCAUUUCUUUUGUGAUUUCACUCCAUUGAUUAAUCUGGCCUGCAGUGGCGCACAACAAGUUAAACUGGUAUCAGCCAUUCUGGCUUCUUUUGCUACCCUGCCACCAUUCAUUCUGACCGUAACAUCAUAUGUGUAUAUCAUUGCUGCCAUUCUUCGAAUCCCCUCCGCCACAGGAAGGCAAAAGACCUUCUCUACCUGCUCUGCUCACCUCAUUGUGGUGACCAUUUUCUACGGCACCCUAACCAUUGUGUAUGUUUUGCCAGAUACCAAUGAACUGAAAGAACUGAACAAAGUGUUCUCUGUUUUUUACACCAUCUUGACACCUUUGGUCAAUCCCCUCAUAUACAGCCUGAGGAACAAAGAAGUGAAAGAAGCCCUGAGAAAGUCAGGUAGCCAAUUUUGUAAUUCACAUAAGAGUGCAUUGACCUCUUGUUUUCAGAUCUUAUGA